AAAGCUUAGAGUCUAUGAUCUGUUUGUGAUUAUGCUUUCAGCCUUAAAAGCUAGUUUGCUUUCGAGAAAUAGCUCAAGCGCUGUAUCUACCAAUUCGAGUUCAGUUCUGCAUACAUUCUUGCCUUCAUGUUCUGGUAGUAAUCACUGGUGUCGAUUCGCUUCUAUUUCAAGCCUUAAAGUCCCCUGGCGUAAAGACAGACAACUUGAUGAGGCAAUCGAACAAGAUAAAGCAUGGCGUCUGUGCAACAAAGUAGUUAAAGAAGUUUUAAACGAACCUGGACAUGUAAUUCCUCUCCGUUACCUUGAGAAAAGAAGAGAAAGAUUACGCGUCGCAGUUAAAAUCGAGACAUUCCUUGAUCGAAAUCCUGGACUUUUUGAUGUCUAUCUCGACAAAAUUAAGCCUACAACUCUACCAGUUCCAUUCCUUCGUGUCAGUGGUCGUCUUCAAAGUUUUCUCGAUGAAGAGAAACAGAUCAGAGAUGACAAUGAACAAUUGGUGGUGGCGAAGCUUUGCAAAUUGCUCAUGAUGUGUAAAAACAAAGUUGCUAGUGCUGAGAAAUUAGGAGAUGUCAAGCGGGAAUUUGGGUUUCCGAAUGAUUUUAUGUGCAAUUUAAUCCCCAAGUACCCAAAUCUUUUCCGGUUAGUUGGCAGUCCUGAUGAAGGUAAAUCAUAUUUAGAAUUGGUUUCUUGGAAUCCCGCGUUUGCUAAAUCUGUUAUAGAACAAAGAGCAGAAGAAGCAUCUAACUUAACAGGUAUCCGUAUUAGGCCUUCAUUCAAUGUGAAACUUCCCAAGGGGGUUUUACUAAAGAAAGAAAUGAGGGAAUGGGUCAGGGAUUGGAUGGAGCUUCCGUACAUAUCUCCUUAUGAAGAUGCUUCUCAACUGGACCAAGCGUCACCUGAAAUGGAGAAAAGAACAGUGGGAGUUUUCCAUGAAUUGCUUUCUCUAUCACUUCUAAAAAGAAUGCCAGUGCCAAUUCUAGGGAAAUUUAAGGAGGAAUACAGGUUUUCAAAUGCAUUUCCUAAUGUUUUCACUAGACAUUCUGGCAUUUUUUACACAUCUUUAAAAGGUGGGAUAAAAACUGCCGUACUUCGUGAAGCUUACGAAAAUGACCAAUUGAUCGAUCGAGAUCCUUUACUAGCGAUAAAAGACAAGUUUAUCGAGUUGGUAAAAGAAGGGCAUAGAGAAAGAGAGGAACAAGUGAGAUUGAAGAGAGAAGCAGCUCAAAAUGACAAGAAACAAGUAGCCGCUGAAGAUGUUCAUUUGGGCUCUGAACAAGGUUCAGAAUCUUGUGAUGAGACAAUAUGAAUCUCAAGCUGCUGAUUUUCUUAGUUCCUAAAUGCUUUCCUUAAUAAUUGAAAUAGAAUUGAUUUAUAUUGUUUGUAUUCAAAAGGUGGAUGAGCUAACGUGCAACAAACAACCCACCUGCUCCACUACUAAAUUAUAAGGUAAAACUGUUGGAACUGCAAUUUACUGUUUCAUUAAUUUUAUUAAUUUAUAGAUAUUGAUCUAA
Molecule: messenger RNA, 1511 nt
Organism: Papaver somniferum (opium poppy)
Lineage: Eukaryota; Viridiplantae; Streptophyta; Magnoliopsida; Ranunculales; Papaveraceae
Product: protein WHAT'S THIS FACTOR 1 homolog
Exons: 1
Coding region: 32-1306 (424 amino acids)
Molecular function (GO): RNA binding
Source: RefSeq, a predicted model, not a curated record